Messenger RNA from Fusarium subglutinans, 1179 nucleotides. RefSeq names its product aminoglycoside 3 phosphotransferase choline kinase. Lineage: Eukaryota; Fungi; Ascomycota; Sordariomycetes; Hypocreales; Nectriaceae. The transcript is spliced from 2 exons. The record is from RefSeq and is a predicted model, not a curated record. The coding region runs from base 1 to 1179 and encodes 392 amino acids.
AUGUCUGACCCUGGCCCAGCUCCGGAUCCCGCUCCGGGUCCUUCUGUUCCACCCGCGCCUGACGUGACCGCGAUGAAUCCUGAGCGGGUUCGGAUGCUCACUGAGGCUCCUCGAGAGAAGUCUCCCAAGCCAGCCCUUUUCGUCAAAAGAGAGGAGUCUUUGGCUCCUUUCAGGAUCACAGGUGCUAAUGGAGAUGCCUUGGGUGACUGGUCUAACCGUUCCUCCCGGGGCUCUCAGAAACCUGACGGAGGCUCCUUCAAGCGGUCCAUCAGCGAGCUCAUGAUGGAGGCCAAGGAGAAACGUGACAAGAAGCCAAAAAUCACUCCCGCGAAGAAGUACUACACCGAUGUACAGCCCCUUGGUCAUGCUCCUCUGCCAGACGACUCCACCCACUACCUCACUUCACUCUUGCGAAACCGGAACUUGAACCUCUGCUUGCAGGCCGCUCCGAGCAAGAAGAAUGAUGCGCCUGGCAAGCCCAAGACAUAUACCUUUCUCAUCUCCAAUGCUGGAAUGGUCCAGCAUGAGAGACUGUCCAUGCUGGGCCAUACUCGAGCUCUCCCUCUGUCCCUUCAUGAUCAGGACAUCUCUUCUUCAGAAGGCGCCAUUACUCGCACCGUGAUUGGCGAGUUGCUUGAGGAUGUUUGGCCUAGACUGACAAAGAGUGACAAGUAUAUGUACGCCAGGCAACUCCGCAACCUCCUCAACAAGAUGCGAAGUGAGAGCAAGCAGGGACAAGGUUUUCCCCUAGGAUCUAUCGAGGCAGGAAAGUACACCUUGCUUCAAGAUAAGCAUCCUGACCAUACCUACUACGCAAUUCGUCCAAGCCCCAACCAGAAGCAGUUCAUGGCACUUCUCAUGUCAACUUUGUAUGAGUCGGUGCCCAAGGCUGUGUCCAAGGCCUUGAUCUCUCAGUUUCGUACUGAUUAUUCUUCGGUGCUCACCCAUGGGGCCUUGUGCCCAAAGAACAUUGUUGUCUCUAACAACAUUAUCAGCUGGAUCCUUGGUUGGGACUGUGCAGGACAGUAUCCAGUUUGGUGGGAGUACGCACGGUUCUUUGAGGCGAGAACUAGCGAGGCGAACAGUGACUGGUACAGUUACGCAGCUGAGAUCUUUGAAGAGGAGUUCCCGGCUGAGUUGGCGGCCUACCAGGGAAUUGCGAGAUGUCAGCAGCCUUGA